Messenger RNA from Aspergillus ibericus CBS 121593, 730 nucleotides. RefSeq lists its product as uncharacterized. NCBI's taxonomy places the organism in Eukaryota, Fungi, Ascomycota, Eurotiomycetes, Eurotiales, Aspergillaceae. Bases 100 to 600 code for a protein of 166 amino acids. The transcript has a single exon. The record is from RefSeq and is a predicted model, not a curated record.
GCCAGUGCUACUGGGUACAAGCACCUGCUAGUCACGCACAGCCCUGGACCCAUCUCCACCGGGACGGAGGUUGCUAUGGACGGGCCACCCGUUUGACCUAUGUUGGUUCGAUUCUGCCUGCGGGUGCCUAGGUCGAACCGACACUCUGGGCGACUCCCCAUGACGGGUCCAUUCGGAGUGCGCGGGUUUGUUUUCCCCUCACAAGCCCUACAUUGCUGCUUCAUUCUGGUCGUGCAGGCCAGGGCACCUCAAUUGCAGGGUAUCGUCUGCCCCGGUGUAUCGCCCGCAGCGCCUGUACAACUCAUCAACAUUGUCCAAGGGGGUGAAAUUCGUUCCACGCGUCUGCCCUCGAGACUGGUAGCAAUCGCAUAUAAGCAGAGAAUCGAUGUCCACGGCUGCUUCUUCUUCCAUUUCAUUGUCUGCACAACUAAAUACCUAUCAAUAUCAAUCCUCUUCAAAGGGCCCCAUCACAUCGCAUAUCUUGUACAGUCCACAGAUAUACAUCGAUCCCUCAUCUUCCAAGGAACCUCUCCACUCCAAAUAACCACUGCGCCGGCCCAUCACUCCCCACACCGUCCCGUCCGCCUCUAUCACCUUUAGCUAGCCUCAACCUUAGAGAUCCUACUCUAUCCCAUUCAGCCUAUCAGCGAUGUCCUACCACAUCCACAAGACCAGUGCCACCUCCUCCAUCAUCUCCAUCAUUGCUAGUGCCGUCUCCAUGGCCGGCUGG